UUGAAGGUAGCACAUUUCCUGUCUCCACAGGAACACAAACCGGUGGUCAGACAGGCGGCAGAAUACGGAACACAGCGGCGCAACCCUCCAGACAAAACAACGGUCAACCCAGAUUAUCAGUUGUUUGCAGCUAUUUAUGUCGUCUAUAUGGGUUAUUAGUCUGCUAAUGUAAACAGCAUAGACAUGACAGCGACUGUUCAGAGCUGCGCAACGGGUUGAGACUGUUUUGACUGCGAGUAAACUAUCCAGAGCCACCGCACCCCCCACACGGAAUCUCUCGGGCACUUGCCUCCAGCUGCGGCGGCGGUAUCGGGUGUCCUAAUGGCGGACCCAAGAGCAGCAGCUCCCGGGAGCUCCGAGGAGGAGAAGACGGAGCAUAUAAACGACGCAGAGCUGGCUCUGAAAGGAAUCAAUAUGCUGCUCAACAACGGAUUUAAGGAAAGUGAUGAGCUCUUCAAGACAUACAGGAACCACAGUCCUUUGAUGAGUUUCGGUGCAAGUUUUGUGAGUUUUCUGAACGCUGUAAUGACUUUUGAAGAGGAGAAAAUGCAGACGGCCUUUGAGGACCUCAAAUCCACGGAGCGACUGUGUGAGAGUGAAAAUGGCAGCGUUAUUGAAACCAUUAAAAACAAGAUAAAGCGGAGCCAGGUGGACUCCCAGAGGUUGGGAAUGGCUGCUGUGGACCGACUGCAGCGGCAGAUCAUCAUUGCAGACUGCCAGGUCUACCUCGCAGUUCUGUCUUUCAUAAAGCAAGAGCUGUCAGCAUACAUCAAAGGAGGCUGGAUCCUCCGCAAAGCAUGGAAGAUGUAUAACAAAUGUUACAAUGACAUCACACACCUACAAGAAGGCAACAGAAGGGCCUCCGAACAGCAAGCGUCGUCCUCUCUGUCAUCCUCCUCGGCCUCCUCCUCCAGCCGCAGCCGAUCCUCCUCACCCGGAACGAGCCGCUCUCGGAGACAGGACGGCGUCAGCCCGGAGGUUCUGGACCGGCUGAAAGGAUCUGUCAGCUUCGGCUAUGGCCUUUUCCACCUGUGCAUCUCCAUGGUGCCGCCUCACCUUUUGAAGAUCGUCAACCUGCUGGGCUUCCCUGGAGACCGCGAUCAAGGCCUCUCGGCUCUCACGUAUGCCAGUGAAAGUAAGGACAUGAAGGCCCCAUUAGCUACCCUGGCUCUGCUGUGGUACCACACGGUGGUGCAGCCCUUCUUUGCUCUAGAUGGCUCAGACACACAAGCAGGCCUAAUGGAGGCAAAAUGCAUACUUAAACAAAGGGAGGCCACAUAUCCAAACUCCUCUCUCUUCAUAUUUUUUAAAGGAAGAGUUCAACGCCUCGAGUGCCAGAUCAAUAGUGCCUUGACUUGCUUCAACGAAGCCUUAGACCUGGCUUUGGACCAGAGGGAGAUUCAACAUGUGUGUUUAUACGAAAUAGGCUGGUGCAGCAUGAUUGAACUGAACUACACCGAAGCCUACAGGGCGUUUGAGCGACUGAAGGCGGAGUCUCGCUGGUCGCAGUGCUACUACGCCUAUUUAACAGGAGUAUGCCAAGGAGCCACCGGUGAUCUGGAGGGUGCUGUUGUGACCUUUAAAGAUGUUCAAAAACUUUUCAAACGCAAGAAUAAUCAGAUAGAGGUGUUUUCCUUGAAGAGGGCUGAGAAGCUACGGAGCCCAGGUCUGUCCAAAGAGCUCUGCAUCUUGUCUGUGAUUGAGAUUCUCUAUCUGUGGAAAGCCCUGCCUAACUGCUCCUCUGCCAAGCUGCAGACAAUGACUCAUGUUUUGCAGGGGAUUGAAGAUGCGUCAUGCACCGACCUGAAAAACCUGCUUCUUGGGGCCAUUAGCAGAUGUCUCCUCAAUACUAAAGAUGCUGUGCAGUAUUUCCGUCUGGCUGCGAGCGACGAGGUUGGACGUCAGUGCAACUCCUACGUGCAGCCCUACUCCUGCUAUGAACUGGCCUGUGUCCUGCUAAAUUCCCCAGAGACUGCAGAGAAGGGCCGAAUGCUGUUGCUUCAGGCUAAGGUACUCGAAGGAUUCAUUGUUUUGACUUCUUGUCUUUUGCUUUGUGAAUUUUUUAGUUUCAUGCAGUCCAGUUGUUCUCAUGUGCUCAAAAAGUCUUUGGAGUUAAAGUAAUCUGACUCUCAUAUUCCAGUGAGCUCAAUAAUUGACUGGAGAAACAGUUUGUAAAAAUAAACUAAAAAGAAAUUCUUAGGAUUUGCUUCUUAGAAACAUAAGAAGCAGAUAAACCUGUAAAGAAGCAGGACUGCGUUUGCACUACUCGAGUUGAAGUUGGUGUCAGGUUUAGUGAUCAGGUGUUGAAUUAAAACAAUGUGUCACAUUGUCCCUGAACAUUGGAAUGGUUUGGCUCAUAUAGCAAAUUAGUGGGAAGCAAAUUUAUUGUACAAAUAAUUUUGCUCAAAAAAUGUGACUAUCUAUAUACUUUUUGAGCAAAUAAAAAAAUAUAUAUAUUUGUUCAUUUGUCCCCUAGUGCAUAGAGAACAAAUGAACAAGCAAGUGCAACUGCUGGCUGUUUGCCAGUGAUCUGCAGCUGAUUGAAGCUAUUCUUAGGUUUUCAUCACCCUGUUCAACCAAAAUAAAUGCUCUUGUCCGGAUGUAAGGGGGAUGCAUAUUUACUAAGAACAUUUCUAAAGUAUGUUGUUACUUCCUCAUUUUCCUUGUGAAAUGGGGAAGUGCGUCUAGUUCAGAUCCUCUCACUAGUGCUUAUGUGGCUUGGUUUAAUAGCUACACUUGAAUCCAAACAAUGUAACAUUAUUCUCAAUGUUUCAACUAGAUUUCUGAUCUGUUUUUUUUUUUUCUACACUCAUUUCGACUUUAAUCUUAAAUGAGUUAGCAAAAAAACC
Molecule: messenger RNA, 2849 nt
Organism: Poecilia latipinna (sailfin molly)
Lineage: Eukaryota; Metazoa; Chordata; Actinopteri; Cyprinodontiformes; Poeciliidae
Product: tetratricopeptide repeat protein 39C
Exons: 13
Coding region: 322-2121 (599 amino acids)
Biological process (GO): otolith morphogenesis; cilium assembly
Molecular function (GO): protein binding
Source: RefSeq, a predicted model, not a curated record